GAAAAUAAUCCUUCUUCAUGGUAUCAGAGCCUAACCAAAAACCCUAAUCUCUCCUCUCACCUUUCGGCCUCCCUCCUCCUCCGCCGAAUCACCGACGCCGCCACCCUCCCUCUCCUUCUCUCUCGGCCAGCCAUCUCCUCCUUCCUAUCAUGGCUGAAAGUGAGAUCACCUCUCAGUCUACCUCCCAAAAACCUCCUCAUCUGGCUUUCUCUGUCUCCAACGUCAAAUUACAUGUCCCUAUUCAACUGAGCUUUUCUCAACCAAACUACAAAAAGUGGAGCCGACUGUUUCUUCUUCUCACACGUCGGUUCAACCUCCACGGUUAUCUUGAUGGCUCUAUCGCUCCCAUCUCCGACGACGACGAUGAAUGGUUUCAACUUGAUGCCAUUCUCCAGGGUUGGAUUCUCUCCACUAUCACGGAUGAAGUCUCUGAUCUGGUUAUCUCCUCCGUCUCUACUGCCUCUGCUCUUUGGAAGAUGAUUCAUGAUCUAUUUCACGACAACAAACAUGCUCGCGCCAUGCAACUCGAGCACCAAUUCCGCACCACGGUCAAGGGAUCUACCCCCAUGGCCACUUAUUGUCAAGAACUCCAAAAUAUUGCGGAUUGGUUGGACGACGUCGACGCUCCCGUCUCGGAGCACCAAUUGAUUCUUCAGAUGCUACGCGGCCUCCCCGAUGAUCUCCAGGCUCAGACCUCGUUCCUCCAAUUUCAGGAUCCUAUGCCGAGCUUUCUUCAGGUCCGAUCGGCCCUUCUCCUUCUUGAUCGGCAAAGGACCCCACUGGGCAGCACCAGCAGCACGGCGCUGCUGGCAGGGCACGGCGGCAGCGGCUACACCGGCGGACAGCACAGCGGCAACGGCGGGCGCGGCUCCGGCAGUGACUUCGGCAGUGGGGGACACUUUUUUGGCAGCAACUCUGGUGAUGGUUCCUCCUCCGGGCAGCGUGGUGGCUUUGGACGCGGACAAGGGCGCGGCAACGGCAACCGGGCAUUACUACAGAGUCUCAUACAGCAGCUUAAGGCUGAAUUCGCCAUGACCGAUAUGGGUGAUCUGCACUUUUUCCUUGGGAUCAAUGUUCACCGCACAGCUUCUGGCCUUUUCCUCCACCAGACUCAGUUUGCUCACGACAUCCUUGAGAGGGCAGGGAUGAUUUCCUGUCGACCUAUAUCGACCCCGGUGGAUACAAAGGCGAAGCUGUCUGCGUCUGCUGGCACAGCACUCUCUGACCCCUCUCUUUACUGGUCCAUCGUUGAGGUGCCAAUGAAGAAAGUUGGAGACAAGUUGAUCCCCAAGACCGAAGACGAGUUUGAUGCCGAGGACAUCAAAAAGGUCGAGAACUAUGCAAAGGCAAUAAACAUGCUUUAUUGUGCCGUAAAUCCUGAUGACUACCGCAAGAUUUCCUGCUGCUCAACCGCCAAGGAGAUGUGGGAUAAGUUAGAGGUGACGUACGAAGGAACGGGCCAAGUACGUGAAGCCAAGGUCGACUUCCUCACCCAAGAGUAUGAGAUGUUUCGGAUGAAGGAGCACGAAAAGAUCGACGACAUGUUCGACCGCUUUUCUAAGAUAGUCAACGAUCUUCAUGCAUUAAAGAAGACUUACACCGACAGGGAUCUUGUGCGAAAGAUCCUACGAAGCUUGACAUCCGAAUGGCGAUCUAAGGCCGAUGCCAUCUAUGAGUCAAUCGGCACAUCAAAUGUCACCAUCGACAGUUUAAGAGGUAACUUAAAAACAUAUGAAUCUACUACACUUAAUCCGUCUUUGAAUGACCAGAGAAAAGGCAUAGCAUUAAAAGCCUCCAAAGAACCGACAAUGAAUGACUCAAGCGACGAAGAUGAAGUCAAGCUCAUCAUGAAGAAGUUUUGCAAACUUCUAAAGAAAGAGAAGGCUGAGGAUGGCCCUGUGUGCUAUGGAUGUGGUGAAGCCGGGCACAUCAAGAACAAAUGCCCAAGAAACGGAAGGAAUGCUCGUCACUUCAAAAAGCAAAGAGCAUACAUCUCUUGGGGUGGCGACUCCGGCGAUGAGUCAAGCGAGCAAGAGGAAGACGAGGAAGCAAACCUUUGUCUCAUAGCUCAAGAAGAAGAGGAGUCCGCCAACGACGAAAACCAAGAGGGAAGCUUGUUUCCCUUGGUUGUACGAAGGAAAGGUAUUUUCCUUCGGGUUGAAGUCUUGGAGUGCGGUAUCUCCGAGCAAGUAUUGUUGAGGCUCGUGGGACUCGAGUUCUCAGGUUGUAACGGUUUGUUAAGCACCCGUAAGCUUAACGGAAGUAGUGUAGCUCGAGAGAGUCUCUCGGGAGACUGGACUAGCCACACGUUGUGGUGAACCAGUAUAAAUCUUGGUGUGCUCCCUUUACUCCUUUUUAUUCCGCUCUUUACUUUAUCCCUGCGAUUUUUAUUCCGCGAAAAUUUAUAAACAUUCUCGUGCCUCACUAUUCACCCCCCCCCCCUCUAGUGAAGGGCACUUAUUCUAACAUUCAUGUGGCCCCAUUUCGAAGUGAGUUGGUCCCGGG
Messenger RNA from Cuscuta campestris, 2505 nucleotides. NCBI's taxonomy places the organism in Eukaryota, Viridiplantae, Streptophyta, Magnoliopsida, Solanales, Convolvulaceae. The record is from the annotation of a GenBank genome assembly.